CCUCCUUCACAUUAACUAAACCCUAGCAGAGAUGAUGUUUUGUAUGUAUAAAAUAAAUUGAUUGAUUCAUCUGACAAUAUAAUAUGGUAAUCUGUCUUGUUAUGAUUAGAUGAUGUUCAGGGCUUUGUUUAGUGGUGAUAUUAAUCAAUCACGGUGGGAGUCAAACCCACAUUUGCUAGCUUUCUAUUUUGAUGACGUAAUUAUGUCAAUUGAUUAUUUUGUGAGUGCAAUAAUGUUCAAUAUUUAAUAUCUUUCCUAUUUAAAAUAUGUAAAUGUUUAUUAUUUUGGUUGCAUUUAAAUAUUUUAAAUUUGUAAAGUUAAAACUUGAAUAUUUAAGAGUAAUCAAAGUAUUAAACUAAAAUAUUUGUUUAUUUUUUAUAUUGUUCGCUUUGUUUCGAUGAAGGGUUCGCUUCGUUUCUCGCCUAGGCCCUCAGGAGACCGGUUUGCUUUACGCCUUAAAUAACAUUGGUGCUAUUUUAUAAUUGCUUAUCGUAAUUCUUACGUGAUAAUGUAGGAGAUGACUCUUGAAGAGUAUGAGAAGGUGCUCGAAGAGAAGAGGAAGGCUCUUCAAACACUUAAAACCCAGGAAAGGAAGGUUGAUGUCAAGGAGUUUGAAUCCAUGCAACAAAUUUCAAACAAGAAGAACAAUGAUGACAUUUUUAUCAAACUGGGCUCUGACAAGGAUAAGCGAGCCGAGAAAGAAGAAAAAGCCAAGAAGGAGAUGACUCUUGAAGAGUAUGAGAAGGUGCUCGAAGAGAAGAGGAAGGCUCUUCAAACACUUAAAACCCAGGAAAGGAAGGUUGAUGUCAAGGAGUUUGAAUCCAUGCAACAAAUUUCAAACAAGAAGAACAAUGAUGACAUUUUUAUCAAACUGGGCUCUGACAAGGAUAAGCGAGCCGAGAAAGAAGAAAAAGCCAAGAAGGCUGUCAGUAUCAACGAGUUCUUGAAGCCUGCGGAAGGGAAGAGUUACUAUAGUCCUGGUGGUCGUGGUCGUGGGCGUGGACGUGGUGGCAGAGGCAGCUACAGUGGAGGUGGUAGAACGAGCAAUGUGGAAGCACCUGCCAUUGAAGAUCAAGGGCAGUUCCCAACCUUAGGUGCCAAGUGA
This is a messenger RNA of Ilex paraguariensis (yerba mate), 1105 nucleotides long. The record is from the annotation of a GenBank genome assembly. Lineage: Eukaryota; Viridiplantae; Streptophyta; Magnoliopsida; Aquifoliales; Aquifoliaceae.